Messenger RNA from Capsella rubella, 2728 nucleotides. Its product is annotated as probable LRR receptor-like serine/threonine-protein kinase At2g28960. Gene Ontology annotation, biological process: protein phosphorylation. The record is from RefSeq and is a predicted model, not a curated record. NCBI's taxonomy places the organism in Eukaryota, Viridiplantae, Streptophyta, Magnoliopsida, Brassicales, Brassicaceae. Gene Ontology annotation, molecular function: protein binding; ATP binding; protein kinase activity.
AUGGAUGGCCAUCAUGGACAAAAAGGGGCCCUGAUAGUCAUAAGUUUUUUCUUUUUACAUCUUGUUCAUGCUCAGGAUCAACAAGGAUUCAUUAGUUUGGAUUGUGGGUUACCCCCGAAGAAGUCUCCAUAUACGGAACCAACGACCAAAUUAAAUUAUACAUCUGACGCUGAUUUCAUCCAAACUGGAAAACGUGGUACAAUCGCUACUGAAUGGGUUUAUACAUAUAAACAGUAUAACGCUUUGAGAUAUUUUCCAGAUGGAACACGGAACUGCUAUAAUCUAGGUGUUAUGCAGGGCAUCAAUUAUCUAAUUAGAGCUGGAUUUGGAUAUGGAAAUUAUGAUGGCCGUAAUAUAUAUCCAAGAUUUGAUGUUUAUGUCGGGACUAAUUAUUGGAGUACCGUGCAUGAGAAUGAUUUCAAUGAUUUCAGUGAUCAACCACAGAUUGAGAUAAUUCACACAUCGAAGUCAAACUCCUUGCAGAUUUGCCUUGUCAAGACAGGAACAACAACACCUUUCAUAUCAACCUUGGAACUACGGCCUUUACAGAAAGAUGCAUAUUCUACGGAUCCAGGGUCCUUGAAACUUGUAUAUCGGCACUACUAUAGGCCCGACAUAAUGAUGAUGGCACGAACUACUACGGAUUUACGGUACCCUGAUGAUGUCUACGAUCGUCAAUGGUCUAGUAACUACUACUAUCCUGGAGAGUUAGAAAUAAACACCACCCUUACUGUGAAUUCUUCUAAUCCCUUUCGACUACCUCAAGUUAUAGCUAGGUCCGGUGCAAAGUCCAAAAAUGCCCGUGAAACAUUUCGAUUUGGUGGCGGGUCUUCAGGUAAUCCCAGUGACAAUAUUGUGAUUUAUCUUCACUUUGCUGAGAUCGAGAACCUUCAGGCCAACGAUAUCAGAGAAUUUGACAUUUCAUGGAAUGGAAACAUCACAAAUUCAGCGUAUAGUCCUAAGAAGUUACAGAUAGAAACCGUAUUCAACACCUCACCAAAUAAAUGUGAUGGUCUAUCGUGCGACAUGGAGUUGGUGAGGACAAGGAGGUCAACUCUUCCACCAUUGCUUAACGCUUAUGAGGUUUACACGGUUAUGGAGUUCCCAGUUUCAGAAACGUUUUUGGACGAUGUUGUUGCUAUCAAGAAUAUCGAAGCUGCAUAUCGACUGAACAUAAUAAGUUCAUGGGAUUCUAUAGAAUGCAGCUAUUCUAAUAAAUCUACUCCAAGAAUAAUUUCCUUAGACUUAUCAGACCACAAGCUUAAAGGGACCAUAGAGCCCGUCUUACAAAACUUAACCCAGCUUGAAAAACUGGACUUGUCAAGUAACAGUUUAUCUGGAGAAAUACCUGACUUUUUGGCCAACAUGAAAUCUUUGUCGACCAUAAACUUAAGUUGGAACAAAUUGAAAGGAGUGAUUCCUCAAUCCCUUCGCGACAAACAAAACAAUGGGCUUAAGUUAAAUAUUGAAGGAAAUGGGAAUCUUUGUCAUGCUGAUAAGUGCAAAAGUAGCAAUACGAAAUUUCUUGUACCAGUUGUUGCAUCAGUAGCUGCAACGCUCCUUAUUGUAGUUGUGCUACUGCUUUCUUUUGUUUACAAAAAGAAAAAGACGUCAAAAGUUCGUAACAGAUCGCCGAUUACUAAAUCAACAAUUUUAACCAAAAAGAGAAGGUUUACGUAUUCGGAAGUCGAAGCAGUGACGAAUAACUUUGAAAGAGUAAUAGGGGAGGGAGGGUUUGGAAUCGUUUAUCAUGGUCUUUUGAAUGAUAAUGAACAAGUAGCUGUUAAAGUUCUCUCUCGUUCAUCAACUCAAGGCUAUAAGCAAUUUAAGGCAGAGGUUGAGCUGCUUUUGAGAGUUCACCAUACAAAUUUGGUAAAUCUUGUUGGAUAUUGUAAUGAAGAAGACCACUUGGCCCUUGUUUAUGAGUAUGCAGCUAAUGGGGACUUAAAACAACAUCUUUCAGGAGCGUCUAGUUCCACUGUAUUAAAUUGGGUGAGCAGGCUUGGAAUCGCUAUGGAGACUGCACAAGGAUUAGAGUACUUACACAUUGGUUGUGAACCUCCAAUGAUACACAGAGAUGUUAAAACAACAAAUAUACUGUUGGACGAGCAUCUCCAUGCAAAACUUGCUGAUUUUGGACUUUCGAGAUCUUUUCCUAUUGGAGUUGAAUCUCACGUGUCGACAAAUGUUGCUGGCACUCCUGGAUAUCUUGAUCCUGAGUACUAUCGAACAAAUUGGUUGACCGAGAAAAGUGAUGUAUAUAGCUUGGGGAUUGUCUUGUUAGAAAUUAUUACAAACCAACCAGUGAUUCAACAAGUCCGUGAAAAGCCUCAUAUAGCAGAAUGGGUUGGGUUGAUGCUUACUAAGGGAGAUAUCAAUAGCAUUAUGGAUCCAAACUUGAAGGGGGACUAUGACUCAAGUUCUGUUUGGAAGGCUCUUGAGCUAGCUAUGUCAUGUGUGAACCCCUCUUCAGGUGGAAGACCAAACAUGUCUCAAGUUAUAAGUGAACUUAAAGAAUGUCUCAUUUAUGAGAACUCAAGGAAAGAAGGAAGAUCAGACAUAGACUCAAAAAGUUCCAUUGAACGGAGCACCAGUUUCACCGCUGAUGUGACCCCUGAUGCACGCUAACCUCUAAUAAGAAUUACAUCUUUCAUGUAACUAUUUCAUGUCUCAAAAUUUUGAGAGAAAUAAAAAUUCAAAGAUCAAGACAAUGUAAUACGUUUAAACA